AUGGCCAGUCCCACUGUUCUCACCUUUGACGCCGAGGGCCGCCCGAUUAAGUUCGAUGUCUGGCUUGAUGACCUUCACCUGUACCUCCAGAUCACUGCCAAGGACGAUGUUUCCCUCUAUGACCACACGUCCGGCGCUGCUCCCACACCUGCUGCUACUGCUGACAGUACUACUCGCUCACAGUGGCAGACUUGUGACGCCCAUGCUCGCCUAGCCGUUCGCAGCCACCUGCCGUUAGAUGAGCGCGAGCACUUCGGCGAGCAUAAGACCGCUAAGGAGCUGUAUGACGCUGUAGUUGCCCGCUACUCCUCCCCUGCCACUGCUGCGAUAGGCCGUCUCUCACUGCCCUACCUCUUCCCCGAUCUGUCUGCCUUUGCCACUGUAGCUGACCUCAUCACUCACCUUCGUACUAGUGAUCUCUGCUACCGUGCCGCACCCCCCCCCGAUUUCCUCGCCAAUAACCCCCCCCCGAUGUACCUCACACUGUACCACCUUGUCACCCGCCUCCCUGACUCCCUUCGCACUGUCAGGGACCAGUUUCUCGCCCUCUCCCCCACUGACCUCACUGUCGACCUCCUCGAGAAGGAACUCCUAGCAGCUGAGAAGAGCAUUGUAGCUGUAGGUGCCUCUCGUGGUGACCCCCGCACCCCCUUCUUUGAGGGGUGCUCCCCCUCCCCCCUCCUCCCCUCCAUUGCAUCUGCUGCUGCUGUCGACUACCUCGGAGCUGAGGGGGUCGGGGCCGCGUCUGCUCCUAGUGGGAGGCGCAAGGGCGGCAGGGGCAAGGGGGGCAGGGGUGGUGGAGGUGGAGGCGGGGGCGGCGGCGGUGGAGGGGGUGGGGGGGGCGGGGGUGGUGGCGGAAGUGGGAGUGGCGCGGGUGGUGGGGGGGUCAGUGGCGGCUCAGGGGGUGGUGGCGGCGGCGGCGGUGGUGGGGGUGGUGGGGGCGGUGGUGGCAGUGGUGGCGGCGGUGGAGCGGGUGGCGGGCGCGAUGGAGCGGUGCAGCGUGGGGGGUUCGGCGGUGGCCAGAGGCAGCAGCAGCAGCGUCCCGGCGAGACUCCCUCGCCCCAGCAGCUCCGUGAGUGGUACUCUCAGCGUGGGGGGUCUGGGGGUGGAGGUACCUGCCCGUACGUCAUCCGCACAGGUGACCGCACUGGCCAGACUUGUGGGAAGUUUCACACGGCGCAGCGCUGUUUCUUUCGCCUCGACGACGCCUGGCGCGAGCAGUUCCCUGACGCCUCUGAGCUGCCCCGCUGGGCUGAUCUACUUAGGAAGGGGAUUGAUAUCUUUGCUCUUGAUUAUGAUGCUAUCCUUGCUGCUAUGUAUGCAUUGACUAUUAGUGCUGAGGGUGACUGUUACCUGAGUGUACCGCCCGACCCGGGUAUUGGGACCAGUGAGGCUGCAGCUCUAGGUGCUAGCGCGUCUGCUGCUCUAGGUCCUGGUGAGGCUGCUGCCCUAGGUGCUAGUGCGUCUACGUCUGCUGGUACCGCACCUACUGAGGCACUGCACACCUUCACACUGGACUCAGGUGCUUCCCGCUGUUUCUUCCGCGACCGCACUGCCCUGGAGCAGCUCCCUAGACCGGUUGCUGUCUCCCUGGCCGACCCCUCAGGGGGUCCGGUCCUUGCGACCUCCACCACUGCCCUCCCUUGUCCUGCUGUCCCGUCUGGCACGCUGUCGGGCCUCUACCUCCCCUCGUUCUCUACGAACUUGGUGGCGGGUUCCGCGCUCCAGGACGCGGGUGUUCACCAGUUCACCCCGGCCUACGAGCGUGUGACGCACUGCACGUGCGCCCGGACGGGUCGUCACCUGGCUACCUUCACUCGGCAGCCGGGGUCGGACUUGUACACACUGACCACUGAGUCCCCUCAGGUAGCUGCGUCUGCGUCUGCGUCAGGUCAGCUGUCGGCCCCCUGCUCGUGUCGCUCCCUGUCACACAGGACUGUCCUCUGGCACCACCGCCUUGGUCACCCGUCAGUGCAGCGCCUUCGCGGCAUGCACUCCAGGUACCUUGUCUCUGGUCUCGCCAGGGUUCUCCCUCCCCUGCCACCCUCGCCUGCUCCUCCCUGUCUUCCCUGUGUCGAGAGGCGGCAGCGCGCCGCUCCUCACUCUUCCUCGUUCCCUCCCACAGAGGCUCCCCUGCAGACUCUCUACCUGGACGUGUGGGGCCCCGCCCGCGUCCGGGGACAGGGCCACGAGCGGUACUUUCUGCUGGUCGUCGACGACUACACGCGCUACACCACGGUCUUCCCCUUGCGUACCAAGGGUGAGGUCCCUGAUGUCUUGAUCCCCUGGAUCCGCGCUGCUCGUCUCCAGCUCCGCGAGCGGUUCCAGUCGGACUUUCCUGUCCUACGUCUGCACUCUGACAGAGGUGGCGAGUUUUCCUCUGACCUCUUGGCAGCCUACUUUGCGGAGCACGGCAUCCGCCAGACGUUCACUCUCCCGGCCUCUCCGCAGCAGAAUGGGGUUACUGAGCGCCGCAUUGGUCUUGUCAUGGAGGUCGCUCGUACCUCCAUGAUCCAUGCGGCUGCCCCCCAUUUCCUGUGGCCGUUUGCAGUGCGGUACGCCGCGCAUCAGCUCAACCUCUGGCCCCGUGUCUCUGUUCCGGAGACCUCGCCUACCCUGCGUUGGACGGGGGAGGUUGGCGAUGCGUCGGUGUUCCGAGUCUGGGGAUGUCGAGCCUUUGUCCGCGAUACGUCCGCGGACAAGCUCUCCUCCCGUGCCGUUCCCUGUGUCUUCCUUGGCUUUGUCCCUGACGCGCCUGGCUGGCAGUUUUACCACCCCACCUCGCGCCGUGUCUUUGCCUCUCAGGACGUCACCUUUGACGAGUCGGUACCCUUUUACGGUCUCUUCCCCUACCGCACUGCCCCGCUCCCCCCCCCGCCGCUCUUCCUCACCCCAGGUGUCCCGUCCGUAGACUCCCUCCCUCCCCAGGGUGCUGCUCCCUCAGGUGUUUCCCAGGUAGACCCGGUCGAGCCUGUCGAGGUAGCUGUUGACUCUGGUCCUGCGCGAGGUGCUGAGCGUGCUGAGCCUGGUGGUGCUGGGUCUGGGGGCACUGAGACUGGGGGUGCUGAGCCUGGGGGUGCGGAGACUGGGGGUGCUGAGUCUGGAGGUUCUGGAGCUGCUGGUGGUGCUGCUGGUGCUGGUGCUGCUGGAGGUGCUGCUGGUGCUGCUGGAGGUACUGGAGCUGCUGGAGGUCCUGGAGCUGCUGGAGGUGCUGUUGGUGCUGCUGGAGGUUCUGGAGCUGCUGGAGGUGCUGCUGGAGCUGCUGGAGGUUCUGGUGCUUGUUAG
This is a messenger RNA of Closterium sp. Naga37s-1, 3285 nucleotides long. The record is from the annotation of a GenBank genome assembly. Lineage: Eukaryota; Viridiplantae; Streptophyta; Zygnematophyceae; Desmidiales; Closteriaceae.